UAAACGGAAAAGCAAAGCGAAGGAUGAAUGCGAAGAUUGGAUUUGGAUUUGGAGGUUCAAUCUCUGCAUUCACCUCCCCUCGUUGCCGCCUCUUCUCCGGUCAAACCCUAACCCUAAUUUCCUCCAAGUUCCUCAUGCCUGAAUUCUCACCUUGUCCUUCCGCAGCCACUCUAUCCACCACCGCAUUGCCGUCCGCGGUGGAGGCGAAGCCUCGGCCCUGGCUCAUCAUCGGCCUCGGGAACCCCGGCAAGAAGUACAAUGGCACCCGCCACAACGUGGGUUUUGAGAUGGUCGACGCUAUAGCUGAAGCUGAGGGCAUAUCCAUGAGCAGCGUUUCUUUUAAGGCUCUCUUUGGAAAAGGUUUGAUUGGAAAUGUCCCAGUUAUGCUUGCAAAACCACAGACUUUCAUGAAUGCAAGUGGUGAGUCUGUUGGAGCAAUCGUUUCAUAUUACAAGAUUCCAUUGAAGCAAGUACUUGUGAUUUUUGAUGACUUAGAUCUGCCUUUUGCAAAAUUACGCUUGUUGCCAAAAGGAGGACAUGGAGGACAUAACGGCAUGAGGAGUGUAAUCGACCACUUCAGAGGGAGCCGUGAUUUUCCUCGUCUAAGAAUAGGCAUCGGGAGGCCUCCUGGGAAAAUGGAUCCUGUCAAUUUCGUUCUACGCCCAUUCAGCAAACAAGAACGAGAAGAGUUAGAUUUCGCAUUUCAAAACGGCUUAGAAGCAGUGCGGAUUCUUUUGCUGGAAGGUUUUAAUAAAAGCGCAACAUUUGUGAACACUGCCAAACAUAUGGAGCAGCUUGGUUGAAGAACAACUCCAAUUUGCUCUUUGGAUGGUCAGGAAGGCAUUGAUGAUGAUUCAAAUGGCAAUGACAAUAGGAGGAUAGUUAUGCAUUAAUGAUUGAACAAAUUCUUUCUGUGCACCCGCCUCCCAAUUCUCGUAUUGGGGGAGGGGGCGGGGCGGGGGGGGAUUUUAUACUCAUUUUAUUUGAUUAGUUGUUCAAUCUGUUGUACCAAAUGCCUUGUUUGAAUAUUUUUUUUUUCCUUUUUAUUUUUCACCAUAUCGGCAACAUAGACCGCAAAAUGAAAUUUCCUAAUAUGGAAGUUAAUAUGGUUGAAGAAUGUAAUUUACAUGGGUUGAUUAAUUGAGGGGAAAAAUUGAUAUAAAAUGAAUU
Messenger RNA from Diospyros lotus (date-plum), 1170 nucleotides. RefSeq names its product peptidyl-tRNA hydrolase, chloroplastic. The record is from RefSeq and is a predicted model, not a curated record. Gene Ontology annotation, molecular function: peptidyl-tRNA hydrolase activity. Lineage: Eukaryota; Viridiplantae; Streptophyta; Magnoliopsida; Ericales; Ebenaceae. The transcript is spliced from 8 exons. The coding region runs from base 24 to 803 and encodes 259 amino acids.